AAUAUAAAAGCACACGAACUAUGGCUGCUCAGGUUCCACCAAGCAACGCUUCAACUACACAGAUAUCUCCGGACUACAGCACCAAUGAGACCUACUCCGUGUAUGUACAGGUGGAUACCAAGGCUGUCCUCUCCUGCUUUACUCACCAAAUAAAAGAACUUGUAAUGUUAACCUGGGAAAUACACCUCAGGAACAAAAUUCCCUGUAUCCUGGCUUAUAGAAAAGACAAGAAUGAAACCAGGGAAACAAACUGCUCUGGUGAAGGAAUAACCUGGGAAUCUAGAUCUGACUGGAACUAUGGCCUUCAGAUAAACCCAGUGACUAUCAGGAAUGAUGGAGAUUACAAAUGUGUUUUUGUAACGCCUGAAGGGAAUUUCCAAUGUCUUCAUCACCUCAGUGUGUUAGUUCCUCCUCUAGUAAACCUGUCUAAGGAAGGGAAUGACUCUAUUGUGUGCAAGGCUGCUGUUGGGAAGCCGGCUGCCCAGAUCACUUGGACUCCAGAAGGAG
Molecule: messenger RNA, 507 nt
Organism: Gracilinanus agilis (Agile Gracile Mouse Opossum)
Lineage: Eukaryota; Metazoa; Chordata; Mammalia; Didelphimorphia; Didelphidae
Product: cell surface glycoprotein CD200 receptor 1-like
Exons: 3
Biological process (GO): regulation of neuroinflammatory response
Cellular component (GO): external side of plasma membrane
Molecular function (GO): signaling receptor activity
Source: RefSeq, a predicted model, not a curated record